Fusarium coffeatum is the source of this 4395-nucleotide messenger RNA. RefSeq lists its product as uncharacterized. The record is from RefSeq and is a predicted model, not a curated record. Bases 1 to 4395 code for a protein of 1464 amino acids. The transcript is spliced from 4 exons. Gene Ontology annotation, molecular function: protein binding. NCBI's taxonomy places the organism in Eukaryota, Fungi, Ascomycota, Sordariomycetes, Hypocreales, Nectriaceae.
AUGCCGACUAAUCUCCCCUCGAGCUUUGCCUCGGCUGCCGCUGGUCAGAACACCACCAGUGCUAGAGGAGCAAGGAUUGAUGUAAGGGGAAAUACUUCUGGAGACUGGGCUAGAAGAGAUGGUCGUUCCGCUAAUGGUACACUCACCUUCCGUCGGUCAUCUACAACUCCCAUCGGCCAGCCAUCAUCUCAGCCGCCGCCCUCAACGGAUCAUGCAGUUCAGCCCCCCGCUACUGCCGAGAGUCCUGUGACUGCGUCCGACUCGACAUACGAGCUGCCCCCCGCGCGAUACACAAAGGAGGAGCUCAUUGACAUUUACCGCUCACAAAAACCGGCCGUCGAUGUGUCUCACCUCCUCGCCCCAGGAUGGAAUCCUGGACAAGUGAAUGGGCAUGCUCCCAGAGGCUGGGGCAAACCUAAUGACAAUCAUAUCCCGCAGGAGCCUGGUGCCUGCUGGGAUGAUUCUGGCGAUUCGACUCCCAUGGGAUUGCAGGAUAUGUCGAUGGAGGAGAGAGAGGUUUUUAAUACUGAUAUUAAUUCGCCGCUUAAACCUCCGACCCAAAACAAAGACGCCCACCAAAGUGGUGCCAACGGACGUAAAGCAUCUUUAUCCCAAGGCACUUCCAACACUUUUGGUGUCAGUUCACCCUCAUCGGCCACACGACCCGGUACACGACGACGUGAGACAAUUGAAUCGAACCCGUUUGGUGGGAGCGCUUUGGCAUCUCCCACUGCUGCUGGCCGCUUCAACCGUGACGACCCACCGCUCUGGUUUCCACGUAGCAAAACCGACCUCAAGGACGCUGAAGGCGACGAAUCCGACGGUGAACCUGUUUCCCGUGAGGCUCCUGGAAAGCUGCCCCCAUUCGGCAAUUUGAUGCGCUCCAACACAGGUGGUAUUGGGGGUGUUGGUUCCAUUUGGCCACCUUCUAACCAGACAACGCCUGGUGCAGGAGGAUUCGGCAACUUCGCACUGACAGGCUCGCCUGCCGUUGGUGAUAAACGUGUUGGCGGUGCUGCUAGUGGAAGCAGGCUGGCUCAUCUAAUUCCCAAGGACAGUUCGGAUAACCUGAGUGGCAAGGCUGCCGAGGGUCAAAGCCCUCUUAACCAGUCAUCUUGGCGAUCUCGCCCACGAACCGACACUGAUCCUUUCGGAGACGAAACUUUAUCAGGCAGCGCGGUACUCAGCGGCGCACCGGACACUGACACUGCCGGCUUGCAAAAUAAUCCAGCAGGUGCAAUGGGUACACCCAUCAAGGGCUCUGCAGCCGAUUUUGGCAUGUCAGGCCUUAGCCUUGCUGGCCAUGGCGAUGACGGUCCUCUGAGCCCUUCCGAGACGAAUCCCUACCGUAGCCCUCCAGCCGACCGUCAUGGCCACGACGGCGAUGGCAACGAGGACAAAUCUCAUGGCGCGGGUCUCCACGAUGCGCCUUCGAACUUUGGCUCUAUUGGUCGCGGCUUUGGUGGUUAUGAUGGAGGAGAUCGUAGUCAGACCUCCAGCGUGGGUGCCAAGGCUUACCCUUCGCUGAAUACCUUGUCAGGUUGGCCCGCACCUGGUGGUCCUGCUAUCGGGACUCCGGAUCGCGAACGACCCAACCUGGGCGCUGUGUUCGGAAAUUCUCUUUUCAGUCCUAUGGGGGAGCUUCAGUCGCCUGGGCUAUCAAACCUCAACAAUGUCUUCGGCCCUGCUAGCGCCGGUGGCCUUGGGACUGGAAGUAUCGGCCGUGGUAGUAAGAUGGGUUCUCUGUUUCCUGCCGCCAUGCAGGCACAGAUGCAGACUCAUGAACAUGACAAUAAUCUGUCUGAUUCUCUGCCCGACCUUCGCCAGAGCAAUCCUUUGGGUGCUAUUGGCCGGAGCAACUUUGGUAUUCCAACCCGCGACACCGAGAGCCCAAUGCGACCUAAUCGUGGAGUUUUUGAGGAACUGUUCCCUUCUAGUGACGCCUCGCGAGCUCAAGGUGUUUUCACCACUGGUGAUUCCAGCCAUCCUACCUCUGCCGCAACAGCUCCUCAGUCUUUCACUCCUAUUGGUGGUGGUUUGCCUUUUGGAGGUAGCCAAGGUGGCGCCGAGCCCCCUUCUGCACAAGUUCGACAGAUGGUUAUGCCGGAUCGUAUGAGAUGGGUUUAUUUGGAUCCUCAAGGACAGGUUCAAGGCCCCUUCACUGGUCUGGAAAUGAACGACUGGUAUAAGGCAAACUUCUUUACGCCUGACCUUCGUGUCAAGAAAGUGGAAGACCCAGAAUUCGAGCCCCUAGGCCAACUCAUCAGGCGUAUUGGGAAUUCGCGUGAGCCCUUUUUGGUGCCUCAGAUCGGCAUUCCCCACGGUCCUCCUGCGCAGCCUGGACCAUUCCCUUCUCAGGGGAACAGUGGUGUGGUUCCACCUCUGAGCGGUGUGUUCCCUAGUUUUGGACGUACCUUGACUGCUGAGGAACAGAACAACCUGGAGAGACGCAAACAGGAAGAGCAGUAUCUCAUGGUUCAGCAGCGAGAAUACGUGAUGCGCGCUCAGGCCAUGAACAAAUUCCCUAUCCCUGGUCAAAUGCUGCAGCACCACUCUAGUGCUCACAGCCUCCAGAGCCAGCCAAGCUUCGGAAGUAUUUCGUCCCCCAAUCCCAUCGGAAUGCCAACCCAUCAGCAACCAAUCGGCGCUAUGCCUCCCUCUGGUAGCUUCUUUGAAGGAGCUGGGCCGGUAGGCAGCCAGCCAUCUGCCCCCUCUGGGUCGGGAAACGGAGACCCCUUCAGGGAUGAUGAUUUGACUGGCUUUGCGAACACUGAGCGUCAGGUGCUUGCUAAUCUCCAGAGCUCUGGUGCUCCUCAACCCAUUGGAGCCCCUGCUGCCGAGACUGGCGCACGCGCUGGACUACCCGAGACCGAGAACCUCGAGCAAGAUCCCGAAGGAUUCAAGCAACGUCUGCAGGAGUUCGAGCAAUAUCAAGCUCAGAUUGAGGCUGAACAGGCUGCCAAGGCCGCAGAGGGUAGCGAGGAGGAGCCAUUUGAAGAGCUGUCCCCUGCCGAUGAUGCUGCUCCUGAGGAGGACGAGCGACGUGCGGAGGCCCCGGUUCUGACUGGCAAAGCUGCGCGAGCCGCCAAGAAGAAGGCAGCUGAGGAUGCUUUAUCUCUAACUCAACAGGUCCAGCAAACCCAGGCUGCUGCUGCUGCGGCCGCUGCUCAGCCGGUCGAGCCCGAUAUGCCGAUGCCAUUCCCUCCUCCCGCCUCCACUGGAACCCCUCUUCCCGCCCCGACUGCCCAACGAGCUCGCUCGAAUCUCCCUGAACAGUACAACCGUUCUCAGACCGGAACCCCUGACAGUGCUUCCGUUAAUGCCCAGCCACCACCCCUAGCACCUUGGGCUAAGGAUCACGGAGCUGAGGCUCACAAGGGCCCCAGUCUGAAGGAGAUCCAAGAGGCCGAAGCUCGCAAAGCAGCUAAGGCCGAGGAGGCCGCCGCUGCUCAAAGGAAGGCUAUCCUCGAGCAAGAACUUAGGGAGCGCGAGAAGACAGCCGCUGCUACUAACGCCGGUCUACCUGCCACUAGCACUUGGGGUCACGGCUCCCCUGCCCCGGCUGGUAGCCCUUGGUCCAAGCCUGGCCCGUCUAAAACUACUUCUGCUGCGCCCACAACUUCAGCCUCCAGCAAGAAGACACUUGCCGAGAUUCAACGUGAGGAAGAGCUUCGUAAGCAGAAAGCCAGCCAAGCAAGCUCCCAGGCCGGUACACCUACCAGCGUAUCCAAGAGCUACGCCAACCUUGCCGGCAAGCCAGGCCAAUCCACUCUGACUAACGCUGCGUCUGCUGCGGCCGCGGCUGCUGCCGCCGCUACGGCUCCUCCCCCUGGGAGCGGCUGGGCCACUGUCGGCGCCGGUGGUAAGGUGAAAGUUCCUACCGGUCCGUCGUCCCAAAGUCGAUCAGUCAGCGCCACCAACAUCAAGCCUAUCACUUCGCCUACAAAGCCAAUGUCUAAGCCAGUUGUUUCGGGUAAUGGCAAGGCUGAUACUGGUAAUGCUGCCACGGAGGAGUUCAAUAAGUGGGUUGGCCGGGAGCUUUCUAGGGGUAUCACUGCUCCCAUUGAUAUCGCCAACUUCCAGUCUGCUCUCGAUAUUCUACCUCUCGAUACUAGUUUGAUCGCUGAUGCUGUUUACGCCAACUCAACCACCAUGGACGGCCGUCACUUCGCUGAAGAGUUCGUCCGCCGCAAGAGGCUUGCUGAACGCGGAGUUGUCGAGAAGCAGCCCGAUAACAAGGGAGGAAACGGUGGCGGCUGGAGCGAAGUCGCUAAGAAGGGAGGUCCCAGCAACUCUGCCACCGCCGCCGCUGCUGCUACCAGCCCUCGUGACGAUCCCAGCAUGCAGGCCGCCGGCUUUAAGGUUGUACCUGGCCGAAAGAAGGGCAAGAAAUAG